Molecule: messenger RNA, 997 nt
Organism: Heterotrigona itama
Lineage: Eukaryota; Metazoa; Arthropoda; Insecta; Hymenoptera; Apidae
Source: the annotation of a GenBank genome assembly
AUGGCUGACGCGCGUAUACGCAUGCGCGUUGUUUCGAAGGAGGUGAUUCGAUUGGUCGGCACGAACGCGAACGAUGGCAGCAGGCCCGCGAAAAUUCAAAAGCAGACGAAAUACGAAAAAAGAGUGAGAAGUUUUUCGCGGGAAGUCGACGUUGAGAUGACGAAGAGGGCGAAAAAGGUAUGUCGCGGCGGCGCCGGUGGAGAAGGAGCCUCAUCCGGCACUCAACAGGUGGGUCGAUCGAGAACGGGAUGACCGACGAGGAUAGAAGGUAGUAAAAAAGAGAGAGAGAGAGCGCGAGAGAACGACGGUCGAUGGUUGCGUUCACGUGUGCGUGAGAAGGGGAAGUGGAGAGCAUUCUUAAGCGGCUUUUCUCCGAGCGUAUAGCCGCGAUCAUAUUUCAUCUCGCGCGUACGCGGCAUCGUUUAUUUCUCACGUUUCGAGGCUGGAGGGCUCCAGCUUCCUCACUUACGGUCCUUGAAAUAUCGCGACCGCGCGUCUCUCCUUCCGACUGCCCACUGGCAGCAGACGUGUCACGGUGACUGACAAUAACGAAAAUAAAAUGUUUAAUAACAACCCUCUACGAGUAACUUUCAAGUCACACCACACUGAUAUAUCGAUAUUUUAUCAAAUAAUUUAAUUUUUUCCCACGAGGUGGCGUGUUAAUCUUGUUACGUAAUGUCUUUUUAGAAAUCAAUGAUUCAAUAUCAACUCUAACCUGAAAUAUCAAAGCAAAUGCUUUUGCAAGUUGUCUGCAGACAGAGAGACUAAGGAAUCUUCAUUGCGCAAUUGUCAUUAUUUGUUCUUCCAUCUUUUUGUUUGUUAAUCAAGAAAAAGCGUACAUAAUUGCUCUUGGUUUGUAUAUCAAUAAUAAAUCUUAUUUGUAUGUACUUUAACUAUAUUCAUAUAACUUAGCUUUGUGAUUUUUUCAAGUGUAUUUGCAACAAUGCUUGUGUUUCCUUUGGUUUUUAGUUUUUUAUAUCAGAGGCCUAAGAUAUGA